This is a messenger RNA of Pecten maximus, 1077 nucleotides long. Its product is annotated as monocarboxylate transporter 14-like. The record is from RefSeq and is a predicted model, not a curated record. The transcript is spliced from 5 exons. Gene Ontology annotation, biological process: monocarboxylic acid transport; transmembrane transport. NCBI's taxonomy places the organism in Eukaryota, Metazoa, Mollusca, Bivalvia, Pectinida, Pectinidae. The coding region runs from base 1 to 1077 and encodes 358 amino acids. Gene Ontology annotation, molecular function: monocarboxylic acid transmembrane transporter activity.
AUGAGAAAACCGGACGGCGGAUGGGGAUGGAUGAUCGCGUUUUCCUCUUUCAUACUCAACGUAUUGAUCAGCGGAAUCUGUCUUACGUUUGGAAUUUUCUUCCCGGCAUUCCUGAAGCAUUUUGAUGAAAGUCCUGUUGUCAGCGUCUUGGUGAACAAGUAUGAUAUUAGGAAGGUGGUCGCGGUUGGAACUGUGAUAACCAGUGGCGGAUUUUUCCUUGCCUCGUUUUCCCAAUCCCUGAAUGUGUUGUUGAUCUUUUACAGCAUUGCGGGAGGUAUUGGCAUUGGUAUAGUCUACUUUACUUCGAUUGUGACCAUUGGCGUAUAUUUCGACAAACGACGAGCCUUAGCUACGGGAAUAGCUGUUAGUGGAGCCGGGGUCGACGCCUUUGUCUUUGCACCAAUUACGGAGCAUCUUUUGGAAACAUACGGCUGGCGAGGAACAAUGUGGAUCAUGUCCGCCAUAAUUCUGAACGGUGUUGUCAUUUCCGCUACCUUUAGACCUAUAGGAACGGACAUGAACAGGGACGUUACAAAAAUAAAUAAUGUGUAUGAUAAGUUUGAAACCGGAACCGAUCGGAAUCACCGCGGAUGUUAUAAACAAUUCUGCUUACCAAUGAAAGACAUGUUUGACUUUUCACUCCUUAAGAGCCCCACCAUGUUGUUGUAUGGAGCUUCCUGCCUCCUCAUCAUGUUUGCGGUUUUUAUCGUGCUCGGAAGUAUUUUGAUGGCACAACUGUUGGGGGAACCUAGACUCAACAGUUCGUUCGGAUUGGUCGGACUAAGCAUGGGCCUGUCGGCAUUUGUGGGGUCACCUUCAGCAGGAGCGUUGUCGGACAUCAUUGGCAACUACAAUGUGACAUUCUACUUCGGUGGCAUCACUAUGGUACUAGGAGGCUUAAUUUGUCUGCUACUCAGACGGAUUUCAAACUGGGAAAUCAGUCGGAGAAAGGAUUUCAACUUAUGUGAUAGAUAUGACGAUGAUCAGAAAAACAAAAAGCCAGGUGUAAAAAUAGUGUCCGUCAAGAAGAAGUUAUCCGUAUUUACGAUAUCAGAUUCCACGACAGAUAUGAACUGA